UCUAUGGAACAUUCUAGUACUCCGUUCCUCCUCUCCCAAACCCACUCAACCGAACCCGAAACUCCAACGCUUCACAAACACCAGUUCUACUCCUUGGAUGACACCAUCGAGCGGUGCAUUGGAGGAGACUUUGGGUGUGUCCAGUUCCUUCAAGUCCUCCUCGUGUCCCUCGCGUGGGUCUUCGAUGCGCAACAAUUAUUCAUCAGUGUCUUUGCAGACGCUCAGCCAACAUGGCACUGCACAAAUCAACUGGCAUGCAACUACACGACCACAAACAUCUGCGAGCUUCCGAAGAAUUCAUGGGCAUGGGAUUUAUCCCCACACACUUCCAUCAUAUCGGAGUGGUCUUUAGAGUGUGCCGGCUCCUUCAUCACCGGCCUGCCGGCCACCUCCUUCUUCCUCGGUUGCAUGUCAGGUGGACUGCUGCUGGCAACACUGGCGGACUCGUCACUCGGCCGCAAGAACAUGCUACUCCUGUCAUGCUCACUCAUGUCUGUAGCUGGCCUCCUUACAGUGAUUUUGUCCACCAACGUCUGGAUCUACUCGGCUUUCAAAUUCGUCAGUGGGUUCGGACGAGCAACAGUCGGGACAUGCUCCCUCGUGUUGUCAAUGGAGCUCGUCGGCAAAAAGUGGAGGGGAGAAGUCGGGAUCAUUGGCUUCUUGUGUUCCACUUUAGGGUUUCUCUCAUUACCACUCAUCGCUUACCUGAAUAGGACCUCUUCAUGGAGAAUUCUGUAUCUAUGGACUUGUAUUCCAACAAUCAUCUACUGCACAUCAGUCUAUUUCUUCGUUCCCGAAUCUCCAAGAUGGCUUUUUGUCAGAGGACGAAAAGAAGAGUUCAUGGCAACACUCAAGCACAUAGCACAAUACAACAGCAGCAACUUAACCCGCUGGAGCUUCUCCGGCAUGUCCAUCGAGCACGAACCAGGGAAUAACACGGAUCUUUACUCAGCAGUAAAUAUCAUGUUAGAGAAAAGAUGGGCGAUUCGGAGGUUGUUGACGUUGAUGGUGGUGGGAUUUGGGGUGGGUAUGGUGUACUAUGGAUUGCCGUUGGGGGUCGGAAACUUGGGAUUCAAUCUCUAUUUGGCCGUCACGUUUAAUGCCUUGUCGGAGGUUCCGGCUUCGUUGAUCUCAUUUUUCUUGGCACGGAGACUGAACAGGAAGAGUGCGGUUUUAGGGUUCACAAUGGUGAGUGGGAUUUGUUGUGUGAUGUGUGUGGUGCUCGUGAGGGAUGAGUUGCAAAUGUUGGCGGAGAUGGCGUCGUUCUUCAGUGCGUGUACUGCGUUUAACAUGCUGUUGAUUUACACCAUGGAGUUGUUUCCUACGUGCGUGCGUAACUCGGCGGUGUCCAUGGUGAGGCAGGCGCUGGUGUUUGGCGGAGUGUUCAGUCCAUUGUUGGAUGGUAAGGCGUCGUAUGGGGCGUUUGGGGUGACCACAGGGUGUUGUGGGCUGUUUGUGGCAUGUCUGCCGGAGACUAGGGGUGGGAUCCUUUGUGACACCAUGGAUGAAGAGGAGCAAAAGGAGAGAUCAGCAGCGGCCGCAGCCUCGUAUCUCCAAUCCCAUCCAUGA
Molecule: messenger RNA, 1569 nt
Organism: Cornus florida
Lineage: Eukaryota; Viridiplantae; Streptophyta; Magnoliopsida; Cornales; Cornaceae
Product: organic cation/carnitine transporter 3-like
Exons: 1
Coding region: 4-1569 (521 amino acids)
Biological process (GO): transmembrane transport
Cellular component (GO): membrane
Molecular function (GO): transmembrane transporter activity
Source: RefSeq, a predicted model, not a curated record